This is a messenger RNA of Myotis daubentonii (Daubenton's bat), 2384 nucleotides long. RefSeq names its product caspase 10 (gene CASP10). Gene Ontology annotation, molecular function: cysteine-type endopeptidase activity; protein binding. The record is from RefSeq and is a predicted model, not a curated record. Gene Ontology annotation, biological process: proteolysis; regulation of apoptotic process. NCBI's taxonomy places the organism in Eukaryota, Metazoa, Chordata, Mammalia, Chiroptera, Vespertilionidae.
UGCAGUCAGCAGAAGCCUGGUUUUCCUCCCGUGUAAAUGGGAGCUUUCUUGAAACUUGGAGCCCAGAGAGGAUCCUAAUUCCUUUAAAACUUUGUUUUCAGGUAAUUUUCCCAAGAACCACUUACUUCCAGAGGAUCCGUGGCAUCUGAUUUGAAGACUGGCCAUGUCAUCCGGCAUUCAGAGUUGGAUUCCCGGUCCGGAGGAUAACGGUAGGGAGAAGCUGCGCAAAAGUCUUGUGCAUAUUGAUUCAAACCUUGAAGACCUAGAGGUGCAAAAAUUGAAGUUUCUCUGCCGAGACUUCGUCCCCAACAGGAAGCUGGAGAAGGCCAGCUCGGCCUUGGAUAUUUUUGACCAUCUCAUUAACGAGGAGCGGCUGAGUGAGGAAGACCCCUUCCUCCUGGCGGAACUCCUCUACAUCAUGAAGCAGAACUUGCUGCUGAAGUACCUCAGCUACACCAAAGAGCAAGUGAAGGAUCUGCUGCCCUCCCGGAAGCAGGUCUCCCCGUUCAGAAACCUGCUCUUUGAACUGUCAGAAGACAUCGACUCAGAGAGCUUGAAGGGCAUGAUCUUCAUUCUGAAGGACUCCUUGCCGAAAGUCGAGACGCCGACCUCUCUAAGUUUCCUGGAACAUCUGGAGAAACAAGCUAAAAUAGAUGCAGAUAAUCUGAUCUUACUGGAGGAUCUCUGCAACACUUUUGCACCUCAUCUUAUGAGAAAGAUAGAAAAAUAUAAAAGAGAGAAAGAAGCUGAGCAAAAGGAGAAAGAACUACUUUCUGCUUCAAGCAUUAAUCAAAUCCGUCAAGCCUUACCAGCAAGUUCAUCGGAGGAAACUGUGUACAGGAUGGAUCGUAAACAUAGAGGCUACUGUGUUGUUAUCAACAACCAGAACUUUACCUCACUGUCAGAAAGAAAAGGGACCGAUAAAGACGCUGAGUGCCUGAAGCAUGUGUUCCAGUGGCUUGGGUUCAACGUAGAUAUGCGGGUUGAUGUAACUAAAGAACGGCUGGACGAAGUUCUGCAAAAAUAUAAGAGCCAUCCAGAUCAUGCCGACGGAGACUGCUUUGUGUUCUGUUUUCUGACCCACGGGCAAUUUGGAGCUGUCUACUCUUCAGACCAGGCCCUCAUUCCCAUCCGGGAGAUCAUGGCUCACUUCACGGCCCAGCAGUGCCCUGGUCUGGCUAACAAACCCAAACUCUUUUUCAUCCAGGCCUGUCAAGGAGGAGAGAUACAAUCUUCUGUGUCCAUUGAAGCAGAUGCUGUAAAUCCUGAGUUAGUAGAGCCUCCCCUUCAGGAAAGUGUUCCUGUGGAAGCAGAUUUCCUUCUUGGCCUGUCCACUGUCCCCGGCUACGUAUCUUUUCGUCACAAGACAGAAGGGAGCUGGUAUAUUCAAUCUCUGUAUAACUAUUUGAAGGAAUUGGUCCCAAGACAUGAAGAUAUCUUAUCCAUCCUCACUGCUGUCAAUAAUGAUGUGAGUCGACGAGGUGUAACGAAGAAACAGAUCCCUCAACCUUAUUUCACACUACGUAAAAAAGUCAUAUUCCCUGUGCCCCUGCGGGAACCUCCGAAGAGGGUUUUCACUGACUCUUAGACUUGAAAGGAACCUUCUCUUCCAACUUCCCACCCAGCAUAGGAAUCAGUGACAGAUGGUGAACUGGCCUUCGUCUGUCACUCUAGCAAUAAGAAAUGUUCUACUUUCUGACACAGUAAAUUCUGUGUCCCCCCCUUCCCCUUUUAAACAAAUCUAAAUGCUACAAAACUUUUUUCUUUUUAAUUAUUGAUGCCUUGGGUUAUAAUCUUGGCUUUUGCUCUGCACCCUGAGAAAAAAGCAAUUGACUUUGGUUUGUGUAGCUGUAAAGGAAAAGGUGGAACGAGGACAUUUUAAGGUUCCCUUUCGCUCUAGGAACCAAUGUCCUUAGAUUUCCCCUCUCCUUGACAACUCCUUGUUAUAAGGGACCACUCCUGUGUCCCCUCCCCAUGGCCCUGUUUUGGACAUUGACCCAUGAUGAGAUCACAAGAUCAUGGUUUCCAACCCUCCCUCUGCUCUUGCCAUCCCAAAGCUUUCCUUCUGCACACCUCCUGGAGGGAACCUUUGGUUUACAGCCAUGCCCUCCUGCUUCCGUGUUCAGGAAGGUGUUGCUGCAGGAACUGGGCUGGCUCUAGGAAAUGACACGCUCAGCUACUCCGGGAGCGAAACUUUACAACCUGAUGCUACUUCCCUGUCGGUCAGGACCUUGCAGAGGCUGGUGACAGAACACUCAACGCAGACCGAGGAAAGCAAAGGACUUGUUGCCUCUGCCACUUGAACACAUGAUGCGUGGUGCUGACUUCCGGGGAGGCCUGAGUCAGGACUCUGGGGUACAGCGUGUGUCUCCCGGCUUGGGGGU